AGUAACGGUUUUUUUUCAUUUGAUUUUGUCAUUGCAAUUUUCUUCCGGGAGAAAAAUUAGACGGAAAACUAUAAAGAAAACUUUAAAAUAACUGGAAAAUCCCUGAAACUUGCAGUUAGGUAUUGAAGCAGAAGAAGAAAAAAUGGCUGAUACGUCCGGGAAGAAGAGAAAACCAGGCCCGGCAUCUAGAACAAAUAAAAUCCCACGCAAGAAGUUCGGGUAUAAUGGGAAUAUCAACUUCAUCUUCCCAAACGACGAUGGGGCUGUCCUGCUGGCGGAUAAGCUCAAACUCAUGGCGGUCAGUGAAGUGUGGUUGAAUCAACUUCCAAGAUGCGAGAUCAGUGAACCAGAGGAUAUUACCAUUGAGGACAUCCCUUAUGCAGUUUUCUCCGCAAUGGUGGAUUUUGUCUCCUACAGCGACAAUGGAAAGCCCGUGUUGGACGUGAAUGAAGGGAACUUCCAGGUAUUCCUGUACGCCGCUAAGAAGUACUUCAUUUACAGCGUCCUCCAUGAGAUUGUAAAGUUCCUCCAGAAUUUCAUCAAAGCCGAAAAUCUUGCGGAACAUUUUGAAUUUAUUGAGCGUUUUGACAUGCAGCCAAUCAUGGAACAUUUCCAGGCCAUCUGCAUUCGUUUCCCACUGCACGUCAUCAGGACUUUGAAUACUUCCCCGCCUCACAAGCGUAUCCUUCAAAUGAUCCUCGAGAGUCCUCUGCUCAACUGCAAUGAGUACAGUCUCUUCUAUGAGAUAAUGGAGAUGCUUAUUCGUGAUGGGAAGGGGCAUCCGGGAGGCGGACAGAAUGGUGAGAGUGAUUGCAUGAGGAGGGAACUUGGACGUCUUCUUUACCUCAUUCGCUUCCCAACGAUGACAAUUGAGGAGUUCAUCAUGUGCACCGAAGCACCAACUCCACUCACGGACAAGGAGGCCAAAGAUAUUCUCUUGUGGCUCAAUGGGCAAAUCUACAGCUCAACCAUUAAGAAGUUCAACCUCAAACCGAGAUUCCCCAUUGCUGAACCAUAAAUGAAAUUACAAAAAAAUCUGCAUUUAAAGCAACCUUGCACUGAAGCACCGCCUUGGAGAAAAUUUUAGUUACGCGAGAACCAAUGAAAACUUUACUUUGGAUUUGUCAACCAAUCAGGGAGAUUCUCCAAAUUCUUCUUAUUUCUUUUUCCGUUAAAAUCAAGCAAAGGGAGGCACUCCAAAUUUUUUUCUCAUUGGCUCAGAACAGACGGCCUCGCAUCCAAAAAGUUGCAUCGCGAAGACGUCAACCAAAAGCCACGGCCGUCUGUUCUGAGCCAUUAAAACAUUUUUGUACUGCAUUGAAUUAAAUUAACAUUUAUUGAAUUUAUUGGAUGAAAUACAUGAAAAUUAACAGAAUUAUUUAUCUAAAAAAAAACUGAAUUGAAUUUGAAAUAAAAAAGAAUUUUUAAACAA
Molecule: messenger RNA, 1432 nt
Organism: Lutzomyia longipalpis
Lineage: Eukaryota; Metazoa; Arthropoda; Insecta; Diptera; Psychodidae
Product: BTB/POZ domain-containing protein 6-like
Exons: 3
Coding region: 143-1018 (291 amino acids)
Biological process (GO): neurogenesis
Cellular component (GO): cytosol
Molecular function (GO): protein binding
Source: RefSeq, a predicted model, not a curated record